GAGGCUGGAGGUUCCCCCAGUGCAGAGAGCGGCGGAGAGAUGAAGGCUGGGGGGCAGCUCCGGAGCCUGCUGUGGGUAUUGGCGGUGCUACGGGAGAUCGGGAGGGGGUACAGCGCCCGGCAUGGGGUCUACUGGAACAGCACCAACCCCAGGUUCCUGAAGGACGAUUACAGCGUAAAGAUGGAAAUUAACGAUUACCUGGACAUUUACUGCCCCCACUAUGACUCCCGCGUCCCAGCGGAACAUACGGAGGCCUUUGUGCUGUACAUGGUGGACAGAGAGGGGUACGAGGGCUGCUACGAGACCCCCGGGGCCUUCAAGCGCUGGGAGUGCAACCGGCCACACGCGCCCUUUGGGCCCAUCAAGUUCUCCGAGAAGAUCCAGAGGUUCACCCCCUUCUCCUUGGGGUUUGAGUUCCGACCGGGGGAGGAUUAUUACUAUAUAUCCAUCCCAGAGCCAGACAGUCCCGGCGAGUGCCUGAAGCUGCGCGUGUCUGUGUGCUGCCGACCCACCACUGUGGGACCAGUCACGGAGGUGCCAAAAUCUCAGCCGCGAGGGGGGCCCCGUGUCGCAGACGAGGGUCGGACGUCUGGCCAAGGAGGUGGAUUCCGGCCGGGGGCGAGUUCAUCCUUGCGGGUCGGGGGGCCCCCGUUCCUGCUCACGUUGUGCCUCUUGGUUCUACUUUGGGACUGAUGGCUCCGGGGGGGCCGCUCGCUGCCUCCGCCCACGCUUGCACAUGUGUUUUUUUAUUCAUGGAUUUCCCCGCCCCCCUGGUCGAUAUACAUUAUAUAAAUAUAUAUUUUUUUAUAAAAGACUUAAAAAUAAGGAAAAAUGAGAAAAACAACCAGAAAGCACUUUAUCCGGGAAUGGAGCGUCGCGAGCCGAGACAGUUUGUGCCUUGAAUGGGUUUCCCGCUGUGACUGUAGCGCCGGGGGGCCCCACCCAUGGGCUCGGGGUUACCUGCCCCCAGAGCAGCAAACUGGGAACCCCCCCAGCUCCAACCUGCAACUCCCUGCUCAUCCCCCCCAAGGUGGGUGGAGCUUGCAGACAGAGGCACGCCCACGAGGAGUCACAGUUCUGGAUCUAUGGCAGACAGUUUGCACUGAGAGUCUCUCUCUUCACCCCUAAACCAAAGAUCCAUUAUGGACCAACUCUGCCCUGGGACAUUUACAACUCUGGAUUUUCUCAAAGUGCAUUUUUCUGCAUCAGGAACAAGCCCCCCCCCCCCCCCCCACCCCGAUCCUCAGAGGCGGGACAUCAUCUCAUUGGUUGGAUUGAGUGUUUGAGGGAAUGGGGUCAUUUGGGCAAUUCCAGGCCUUAGAGGAAGACUUUCUGCCCUGCAUGAAUUGGAAGGCAAGUGUGGCCCCCUCUGGGCUGGGGAGUGACUCGCAGUUGGGGUGACACCCCCUCUUUUUACUUGGCCCUGACUGGGCACUGCCAUUUGGUGCCCCCCAGACUGGUCCGUACCCCUUUUCCUGCCUAAACUGGACCAACCUUCUCAUUCCCAAAUGGCUUCUCUGGAGUGUUCUGUUGCUCAGGACGGGCCGGCGGGGGCCACAUACGCUUGGGGCGCGGGGGGGGGGCUUGUUCCUGCCGGACUGGGUUGUUCUUGCUCAGGAGAACAGGGAUCUCUCUUCUGUGAAGAUGACGGAUUGGCAGUAUUCUCUUGUUUACACACUUUUUGUAAAGAAGUUUUUGUUAGAAACUGAGCCAAAAUAAAAGGUUAAACCCA
Molecule: messenger RNA, 1732 nt
Organism: Xenopus tropicalis (tropical clawed frog)
Lineage: Eukaryota; Metazoa; Chordata; Amphibia; Anura; Pipidae
Gene: efna4
Product: ephrin A4
Exons: 6
Coding region: 40-693 (217 amino acids)
Biological process (GO): ephrin receptor signaling pathway; cell communication; signaling
Cellular component (GO): plasma membrane; membrane
Molecular function (GO): ephrin receptor binding
Source: RefSeq, a predicted model, not a curated record